Molecule: messenger RNA, 4266 nt
Organism: Gadus macrocephalus (Pacific cod)
Lineage: Eukaryota; Metazoa; Chordata; Actinopteri; Gadiformes; Gadidae
Product: inverted formin-2-like
Exons: 25
Coding region: 361-3909 (1182 amino acids)
Biological process (GO): actin cytoskeleton organization
Molecular function (GO): actin binding; small GTPase binding
Source: RefSeq, a predicted model, not a curated record
UCGAGUUCAGGAGCGAGUGACCCGCCCUGUCCGACUCAGCACAACUGUGCAGGCGGGGUUUUCUCCGCUCGCCAAGUAUUCAGAAAAAGUCUCUUCCACUCUCAAAAAGUUUUAAACUGAUGGUCGCUCCUUGGAGUUGAAAGAGUUCCAAUAACGUGUCAGCCGCAACGCGUCACCUUUAACGAUCUUAAGGCAGAUUGCAUCGACUAUCUGUGGUGGAGGAGGAGAAGGAAGAGGAGGAGGGAGUCUGCUGGCCCCUGGUACCAAACAGCCCGCAGCUGCCUCUUAAAACCACGGCAGCGAUUUGCUCAACAGUCACAUAAAACAACGAUAAAUUUAAAAGUGCGGACUCCAGUACCGAUGGCCGCCAGGGCUAAAUGGGGGACGGCGAAGGAUCUGGUGACCAGCAGCGGUUCAGACGCCGACGCCCAGCUGGACGCCAACCUGGAGGAUGCAGACCCAGAGCUCUGCAUCCGACUGCUCCAGGUCCCGACGGUGACCAACUACUCGGGGCUGCUGAGGCGCCUGCAGUCCAGCACCACGGCCUGGAGGGUGCAGUUCCUGGAGCUGCGCGGGCUGGACCUGCUGCUGGAGGCCUUGGAGCGAGUGUCCGGGCGGGGGUGCCUGCACAUCACCGACGCCCUGCUCCAGCUGAAGUGCGUGGCUUGCGUGCGCGCCGUCAUGAAUUCCAAGACUGGCCUUGACUUCAUGCUGGACAACCAGGGAUACGUUCGGACGCUGGCCCAGGCUCUGGACACGUCUAACAUGAUGGUGAAGAUGGAGGUGUUUAGGCUGCUGUCGUGCAUCACGCUGUAUAAACUCAGUGGACACCAGCAGACCGUCGAUGCCCUGGAGCACUACAAGAGCCUGAAGAAGCAGCAGUAUCGGUUCAGCGUGAUCAUGAACGAGCUCCACGCCACGGACAACGUGGACUACUUGGAGACCCUCAUGGGCAUGGUGAACACGCUGCUUCACGGCCUGGACGACCUCCGCAAGAGGGACAAGCUGCGCAAGGAGUUCAUAGGUCUGCAGCUGCUUGACCUACUGCCCCGACUAAGGGAUAUGGAUGACAUGAAUCUGAACCACCAGUGCGAAACGUUUGAGAACUCGCUGGCAGAGGACGAGGAUGACAUGAUGGAGAUGUAUGGUGGCAUCAACAUGAGCAGCCACCAAGACGUCUUCACCAGCCUCUUUACCAGAGUGAGCAGCACCCCGGCAUCGCUCCACCUGCUGUCAGUCCUUCAGGCUCUGCUGCUGGUGUCUCCAAACAGGACAGACGUCUGGGGGGUCCUGGAGACCCUGGUGGACCGAGCCAUGCUGCUGUCCCAGGAUGAUCAGAUCCCAGAGGAAUCCGCGGAGCAGCUCUUAUCUAGGUUCCUUCCCUCAAAGGCCCUGCCUCCCCCUGUCUCCCCCAAUCGGAGGCUCCCGACCACUGACAUGGCGGUCCAGACUGUAUUGAUGGACAGCCUUUCUGACCUAUCCCAAACCACUAAUCUAUCACCUCCUCCACCUCCUCCUCCCCCACCACUGCCUCCGUGUUUAGGAGGUCCUCCUCCACCUCCUCCUCCCCCACCUCUGCCUCCGUGUUUAGGAGGUCCUCCUCCACCUCCUCCUCCUCCACCUCCUCCACUUCCCCCUGGCGUUGGAGGAGGUCCUCCUCCACCUCCUCCACUUCCCCCUGGCGUUGGAGGAGGUCCUCCUCCACCUCCUCCACUUCCCCCUGGCGUUGGAGGCGGUCCACCUCCUCCUCCACCUCCUCCUCUUCCCUUUGGAGCUCCUCCUCCUCCUCCUCCUCCUGGUGGAAUGAUUGAAGCCAAUGUUUCUCGAGGGCUUGGCAGAGCUUACAUUAAGUCCCCCCCCCCUGGUCGCUGCCCCACCCAGCGCAUGAAGAAACUCAACUGGCAGAAAAUGACCAUCUUAGAGGGUCACUCCAUGUGGACCUCUGCUUCAUCCGGACCCCUGGAGCCCAACUACACCAGCAUCGAGGAGCUGUUCGCUCUGCCGAAGACCGACGGCCCGGCUAAAGCCACCGGGCCCCCGGCCAAGCCCAAGGAGAUUUCUUUCAUCGACGGUAAAAAAAAUCUGAACCUCAACAUCUUCCUGAAGCAAUUCCGAUGUUCCCAUGAGGAGUUUGUGGCAAUGAUCCAGAGAGGAGACGGCUCCAAGUUUAACGUUGAAACGCUGAAACAGCUGCUGAAACUGCUCCCAGAGAAACACGAGGUGGAAAACCUGCGCUCCUAUGAAGGAGAACCAGACAAGCUGGCUGACGUCGACCGCUUUUAUCUCCUCCUGCUGGCUGUCCCAUGCUACACGCUGCGUAUAGAUUGCAUGCUGCUGAGCGAGGAGACCAGCGUUGUGUUGGAGAGUUUGAUGCCCAAAGCCCAGCUGGUGGAGCAAGCCUGCAAGAGCCUUAAGAACAGCCCACGCCUGCCCAGUUUCUGUAAACUUACCCUCGACAUCGGGAACUUUCUCAACUAUGGCAGCCAUACAGGGAACGCAGAAGGGUUUAAGAUCAGCACUCUGCUCAAGUUGACGGAGACCAAAGCCACGGGGUCACGGAUCACCCUGCUCCACCACAUGAUAGAGGAGGCUGAGAAGAACCAUCCGGACCUGCUGAAGUUACCAGAGGAUCUGGAUAUCUGUGACAAGGCCGCUGGGGUGCCCCUGGAGUCUAUCCAGUCGGAGGCCGUCACCCUCAUCAGGUUCCUGGAGAACACACAGAAGAAGGUGGAGGCUUCCUCUGCGGAGGACCUGAAGGAGAACUACCUCUCGGCCAUCAAGGACAACCUGGCCGGCUGCAAGAAGCUACAGGAGAUGUUCACGUCCAUCGAGGAAGAGAAGAGGACGCUGGCGGUGUACCUCUGUGAAGACCCCUCCAGGCUGGACCUGCAGGACGUCUUCAACACCCUCAAAGCCUUCAGAGCGCUCUUCAUCAAAGCCUACAAGGAGAACCACAGCCGCAGGGAGCAGGCUGUGAAGGUGGAGCGGCGGCGCAAGCAGCAGCAGGAGGAGGAGAGCAAACGACCCAAAGGGGAGGAUGGAAAGCGCUUGAGGAAGACUGUGGCGGUACAGGAGGAAGGCUGCAUCAUAGACAACCUGCUGGCGGACAUCAGGAAAGGCUUCUGUCUCAAGAAGAGCAGAUCCCGCCCCGACGCAGACACACUCCCCCCUGACGCAAACACACUGGCCCCUGACCCAGACACACUGGCCCCUGACCCAAACACACUGGCCCCUGACCCAGACACACUGGCCCCUGACCCAAACACACUGGCCCCUGACCCAGACACACUGGCCCCUGACCCAGACACACUGGCCCCUGACGCAUACACACUGGCCCCUGACCCAGACACACUGGCCCCUGACGCAUACACACUGGCUCCUGACUCAGACACACUGGCCCCUGACGCAUACACACUGGCCCCUGACUCAGACACACUGCCCCCUGCUGGCACCACCGAGGACAGCGGGCAGCCUGAACCACCACAUCUUCCAGGAGCUCCAGAACCGGCAGGCCUCCCAGAACCACAACAAUCUUCCCCCAACACAAAGGAGGACCGGCUCUACGGAUCCACGGUGGUCCUCAGUUUCUCUGACCUCCCCGUUCUUGAGAGUUCUUUCCCGUCUCCGCCCGCCACCCCCCCGCUCACCGCGGAGCCCAGGCCCCUGAUCACGUCCUCUCCUGACUGGCGGGUCAGGGAGGAGGGAGGCGCGGAGCGUCCAAACAACACCAACGCCGCGCUGGAGGGGGCGGGCGAGGAGGGGGAAGGGGCCGGUCUGGAGGACCCCGUGCCCAGCGGAGGGGGAUCAGAGGGCGGAGCCGAGCCAGGCAAAGACACGGUUUCGACUUCCUCGGUUCCAGAGGGGAGAUCCGCACACGGCAAGGCCAAAAACAUCUGCCCUCAACAGUGAGUUGAUCUUAAAAAAAAAAUGACCCAGAAGUCCCCACAAGACCCCACCCUCCCCAUACUACACCCACUGUCCCCCAAUUUUGGACCCACACAAUAACCUGAUUGUUAUUGGUAAUCAAUGUCAUGAUUUUAAACUCCGAUAUGAAAUUGGAAUUAAAGUGUCAAUAGAGAACUGACAGCACAAGAAAGAAACUAUUUUUUCAAAUUGACAAAAUUAUUUUAUUAUAUUUAAGAACAUAUAUAUACAUAGCCUAUAUAUCAUUUUAUAUUAAUUUCUGAAUUAUUUUUGGCGGGCUGUGAUGUAGAACCUUCCAUGUGAUUAAUGUUUUUUAAAAUGUAAAAUAAACGUGUAAAGUAA